This is a messenger RNA of Drosophila montana, 619 nucleotides long. RefSeq lists its product as uncharacterized. The transcript is spliced from 2 exons. Bases 95 to 619 code for a protein of 174 amino acids. Gene Ontology annotation, biological process: cilium organization. The record is from RefSeq and is a predicted model, not a curated record. NCBI's taxonomy places the organism in Eukaryota, Metazoa, Arthropoda, Insecta, Diptera, Drosophilidae.
AGAUGAUGUAUUAUUAUGAGUCCUGAUACUUUGCUUGAACAACGACGACGAUUUGCUUAAAAGCUUACGCUGAUGUAUUUAGAGUAAGUGAAACAUGUCAGUUUGCAAAGCCGAUCCCUGGCAAGUGAAAAAUAAUAGCAGUAAACCAGAAAACGGAAAUACCGAAGUGAUUGAAAAAUUCGAAGAUAAUUUCAACCCUAAUAAAUUAGAGAACAGACGCAAAUCCGAUUUCGACGACAGGAAAACCGAGAGUAAUGUUACAGGCUCACAACGCAUCGAGCCGCUGCCAGAUUCGGCAAACUACUUGCAAUUGCUAGAGCGAAAACUGGAGAAAGUGCAAAAGGGCAACAAAUUGUUGGACUCGCUGCAGGAGAAGAAACAGGAUUGCAUGCGCUCCCUGCUAGCCGCUAACGGUGUGCCAGAGACAACGCUCGAGCAGCUGCUCGAUUUUGAUACGCCCAUCGAGAGCGGUCGGCUGCAUCGUCACCUGCUGCCCGUCCAGGCGGUAACCGUGGGCGAAACAUUGCAGAUCGUGCAAUACGACGCUCUCGCGGAACAGACCGUAGAGAUCGAGCAACAAGGGCAGCAAGACGACGAGGCGGAAAAGGAAAUUAACUAA